This is a messenger RNA of Didymodactylos carnosus, 1677 nucleotides long. The record is from the annotation of a GenBank genome assembly. NCBI's taxonomy places the organism in Eukaryota, Metazoa, Rotifera, Eurotatoria, Philodinida, Philodinidae.
AUGAACAAUACAUCAGAAAUUCAUUAUAAUGUUGACGAUAACGAAGUGCAUUCAACACAUUUAAACGAUGCUUUUGAAAGAAGAGACAAUUUACAAGUUAACCGAAAACUGUCAUCAGUCUAUGAACCAAAUAACGAUACUCGUGCUAACUUUGAGAAUGAUACGAAUAUACCACAAAAAUUAAUUAUUUCGAACACAAUCAUCGUUCCAAAAUGGAUAUCAAUUGCACGUUUAAUAACAGCUAUUAUUUAUGUUGUACUUCUUCUUGUCUAUCUGAUAAUUAUGAUUUUGGCAAUAGUUUUGUAUCCAAGAUGUGAAAAAGCUCCGAUUUCCGAGUGGUGGAGAAAUGCUGUUAUAAUUAAAGUCAAUUUACCUGACAACGAAAAUAAUGUGAAAUUUUCUAAUAUUACAAAUAAUUUAGACUCCUAUAAAAAUGAUUUGAAUAUACAAGCCUUAUUAUUAAGUUCAAUAAUGCCAUUUAACGAAAAACGCUCAAUACCAAAUGAAAUGCAAAGUGUAGAUGCUACACUUGGCAACGAAAUAGAUUUGAAAAAAUUAUUACAAUAUGCGCAUGACAAAGAUAUUCGAAUAUUGAUUGAUUUUCCAUUGAAUCAUUUAUCUGUUAAGUCGCCAAUAUUUCAAAGUUCAAUAAUGAAUGAAACCGGUAUGUAUGGUCAAUAUUUUGUUUGGAAUAAUCAAAUGAAUACAAGUAACUGGUUAACAAUGAAUAUGGAAAAAGCGUGGACAUAUAAUAGAGAACGUAACUCCUAUUAUUUACAUCAAUUUUCAAAUGAUUCUGCUGAUCUCAAUUAUCGAAAUAAUCGUGUUUUAAAAUAUCUGAUUGAUUCGUUUCAUUAUUGGAAUGAUCAGAAUAUUGAUGGAUUUAAUAUUAUCGGUCUGAGUUAUGCCUAUGAAGAUUAUGAAUAUAGCAAUGAAGAAGUUUUCCAUAACAAAACAAGACAUUUGGAAGAAGAUUUUUUGCUUAUUGGAAAAAUACGUUCACUUAACACAACUAAAUUGUAUUUAUUAGAUACAAUUGAUACCAAAAAUACCGAUGAUAAUAUACUUAAUCGAUACUAUGGAAAUGAAAUAGUCAAAGGUUUUAAUGUAAUCUCUGCUAAUAAGUAUGUGUUGUCUGCUGAUAAUAGUGAUAAAAAUAUUAUUCAAUUAUUUGAUGAUUACUACAGAAAUUCAUCGUUACAUGACAAAGGUCUUGUUUGGAAAACAUUAUUAACAAAUUCGAGUUUGAAUGAAGCUUGGUUUAUGGCUACAUUAUUUCAUAACGGUUUAAUAUUGAUAGAUGAUACUCAAUUGUCUACUCUCACUGAUAAUAUUCGUACACUCAUCACUAUUGUGCGUAAAGAAAGUGUAUUUCAAGUGGGUAAUUUAAGACAAGAAAUUAUCGAUAAUGGAACUAUUUUAACAAUUGAACGUUAUCGUCGUGGUUCAAAACAUCACAUGAUCAUUGUUAAUUUCAGUUCAAGUCAAAGACAAUUUAAGGUAAUACUGAAAGAAGGUGUAACAAAUGCUGUUGAAAUAAUGGUAUCAUCUAAAACAUCGGAGAAAUAUGUCAUUGGUGAUUUAGUUGCUAUGAAUGAAGAAAUUAAUUUAAAUGCGUAUGAAUAUCUAGUUAUUAGAUGGUCAGCAACAAUCGAAGGAUUAGGAGUUAUCUUUUAA